Nanorana parkeri is the source of this 4063-nucleotide messenger RNA. RefSeq names its product nuclear pore complex protein Nup98-Nup96-like. Gene Ontology annotation, cellular component: nuclear pore cytoplasmic filaments; nuclear pore. Gene Ontology annotation, biological process: protein import into nucleus; RNA export from nucleus; post-transcriptional tethering of RNA polymerase II gene DNA at nuclear periphery. NCBI's taxonomy places the organism in Eukaryota, Metazoa, Chordata, Amphibia, Anura, Dicroglossidae. Gene Ontology annotation, molecular function: structural constituent of nuclear pore. The record is from RefSeq and is a predicted model, not a curated record.
AUACUGGUUUUGGCAGUACACAGACCACCGGUUUUGGAACGUCGGCAUUCGGAACAAACAACAGUGGCGGCUUGUUUGGAAACACGCAAAAUAAACCCGGUGGACUCUUUGGUACCGGCACAUUCAGCCAGCCAGCCGCCUCCUCCACCAGCUCGGCGUUCGGUUUCGGAGCAGCGGCCGGUACAACAAACGCCUUGUUCGGAUCGACGAAUACCGGAGGAGCAGCAGGGGGAGGGGGAGGUCUCUUCUCAUCCCAGAACAAUGCCUUUGGACAGACAAAGCCUUCGACUUUUGGCACAUUUGGGACGAGCACAAGCAGUGGAGGACUCUUCGGGAACACGAAUACCACCGCCAACCCCUUUGGUGCCACCGCCAGUAACCUGUUUGGAGGCUCCACGUUUGCUGCAGCUCCCUCUGGAACGACCAUCAAAUUCAAUCCUCCAUCGGGGACGGACACCAUGGCCAAGGGCGGAGUCACCACCAACAUCAACACCAAACAUCAAUGUAUAACGGCCAUGAAGGAGUACGAGAGCAAGUGCCUGGAGGAGCUGCGUCUGGAAGAUUACCAGUCCAAUAGAAAGGGGCCCCAAAAUCCCGUGGGAGCGGCCACAGCCGCCGGUUUGUUUGGCGCCCCAACUGCUGCUGCCAGCGCAACCACGGGCCUAUUCGGGUCCACGCCGGCCAGCAACACCUUCUCCUUCGGAAAUAAGAAUGCCUUCGGACAGAGCACCGGCACAUUUGGAGCCAACACCGGAGGUCUCUUUGGCCAGACUGCCGCUCAGCCGGCCACCAGCCUGUUCAACAACAAGCCAUUUGGAACGGCAACUACAACCCCCAACACGGCCUUCUCCUUUGGAAGCGCCAACACGUUGGGUCAGCCUCAGGCCAGCACCAUGGGUCUGUUUGGCAGCACGCAGGCUACGCAGGCCGCAGGCUUAUUUGGCGGCACCGCCACCAACACCAAUGCCGCCUCAGCCUUUGGCACUGGAACCAGUUUGUUUGGACAGACGACCACCACUCCGUUUGGGGGUGUUGGGGGCAGCUUGUUCAACAACAACAAACCUGCUGCUUUUGGGACGGCAACGACCAGCGCCCCGGCUUUUGGCACAGCCACUGGCGGCCUGUUUGGGGGAUUCGGGUCCGGCACCGCAGGGACCGGCCUUUUUGGCAAUAAGAACGCACCUGGGACACUCGGGGCAGGAUUGGGCACGGCAUUCGGACCCGCUCUGAACACCGGGCAGACCUCAAUAUUCGGAGGCAACCAGGCAAAAAUGGGCACACUCGGCACCGGCACAUUCGGCACCGCUGGGUUUAACACGGCCGGGGGCGGCUUGGGAUUCGGUGGUACUCAGGCCCCUGUCGCUCUGAGUGACCCCAAUGCAGCGGCUGCCCAGCAAUUGGCUCUCCAGCAGCAAAUCAAUGCCCUGGCCUACUCUCCAUACGGGGACUCCCCUCUCUUCAGAAACCUCAUAGAUGACCCCAAGAAGAAGGAGGAGCGUCUGAAGCCGACCAAUCCCGCGGCUCAGAAGGCGCUCGCCACCCCGACGCAUUACAAGCUGACCCCGCGUCCUGCCGCCAGGGUGCGCCCCAAAGCCCUCCACGCGGCCGGGACCGCCAAGUCGCAGCUCUUCGAUGGAUUGGAUGACGACGAACCUCUGAUGACGGGAGGAGCUUUCAUGCCCAAGUACCGACGUUCUGUGGCCCCUGCCAGAUCGGUUAUACCAGGGGCCAAUCGUCCACCCGUCCCGGCUUCUGGAGCCCCGGCUCUGAGAGGCAUUGUGGAGUCUCUACCUCCCUCAUCAUCGUGCGUGGAACGCAUCUGGUUGCUGGGCCUCGUUCCGUUCGUUCUUCAGUCGGGGUCCAGUGACAACCACGGAGGAGUGGAGGAAGAUCAGGAUGAGGAGGUGUCCACCUUCUACCCGUCUCCAUUAUCCAAGCCUCUGCCCUCCAGCCAGGACAAGCACCUGGACAGCAUGGACGACACCAUCGUGGCCCUGAACAUGCGGCCGGGCGUGAGGAGCGGGCUGGACCUCGGCGUGGAUGAGAACUCCCGCAAUGAAGAUCCCCCCCUUCCAGGGGCAGCCGAGGUGACGCUGAAUGAAGUUUGGCCGAUCAAUAAGACGACUCGAGAGCUGAUCAAGAGCCCCGAGCAGUUGUCUGAGAUGAACUACAAAAGCAAGCUGGAGGCCGCUUCCCGCAAGCAGGGGGCCCAGUUCAAGGAGUACCGUCCCGAGACCGGAUCCUGGGUCUUCCGGGUGAAGCAUUUCUCCAAGUACGGUCUGCAGGACUCGGACGAGGAAGAAGAAGGCUCCACCUCCACGGCAGAAAAUAAGAUCAAAUCUGCAGCUCUGCCGCCCCCCGGACAAGCACCGCCCCCAGCACCGGCCGCCCUGGAUGGAGGACUCACCCCUCCGCCACAGAGCACAAUGCUGGAGCUGCUGGGACAUGGACUGGAGCUGGACAGCGACAUGGCGGAUGUGACGCAGGAGCACUUCAAGGAAACUACGGUGGAGGAAAUGGAGAAUGCGGAGGAGCAGGAAACGGUGUCUGCCUCCAUGCACAUCGCCUCCGCCCUCGGUGUCAACCCCCAUGCCCUGCAGGUGAUGAAGGCGGCUCUUCAGAUUGAGGAAGAUGGCGGCGGUGAUCGCCUGACGCGUUUUUCCCAUUACCCGUCAUUACUGGAGACCUCCCAGGAAGUGCGCUCCCCGCGACUCCUCCACCCCUCCUCGCAGGCCCAGCGGACCUCCAGCGUGGGGGGUCUUCUGCAGUCCCGCUUCACGGGGUCCACAUUACUCAAGCAGAGCGAGUCCGGCCAAAGUCCCCGCCCCUCUCCGGGGGCCCCGUGGCCCGGCCUCGGCCUUCUGGCCCCUUCCUUCUUAAUGCCGGCUCCUGCUCCAGACGCGCAGCUGAAGACGGUGGGGACCCGGAGACAGCAAGGCCUGGUACCGUCAGGGAAGUCCGUGUGCUUUGGGCGUGGCAAAAUGCUGAUUGACAUGGGUCUGUUUAUGGGCCGCUCAUUCCGUGUUGGCUGGGGGCCCAAUUGGACCUUGUCUCACAGUGGCGGUAUCAUCACCGAGCCCGGCACCACCGAGAAGGCUGGAAGAAUGGAGAACAUGGACUACGGCUUCCUGCCCAAACCCGUCACCACCAAAUCGUUUGCGGAGUCCUCCUUUAAGGUUCACGUGCAGAAGCUGAGUUUGGAGGAGAAGGGGAGAGAUCUUCAUUCCUAUCUGAUACCAUUGGAGAUCGAGCUGAAGAACAGCACCGUGCAGCCCGAUCCGUGUCCCCUCCUCCUACCCAACCCCGGCGCUGCCUCCAUUCUUGAUUGGGUGUCUCUCUCCUGCACAGCGGUGGUGAAGCAGUGGUGCCUGACGUGGACCAUGUGCAGGGCAUUGUGGGGGCAGCUGCGGGACCUGGAGGCUAGCCUGGAUGAGACCAAUGAGUACGUGGAGAGAUUACAUCGGAGGAAGGCUUUCUCUCAUUGGUUGGCUGAGACGGCGGCCGAGCGAAUCGAGUCGGAGGUUGUCAUUCACCAGAAGGAACGUCCCAUUGAGGCCGUCUUCAGCUCCCUGACCGGCUGCUGCAUCAGUGAAGCGUGUCGGCUGGCGCAGAGAUCUGGUGACCAUCGGCUCUCCCUCAUGUUGUCGCAGUUGGUGGGAAAUCAGCAGCUUCAGGAACUGAUGACCGUUCAGCUGGAGGACUGGCAGACGCAGCAGGUGGACCGCUUCAUCCAGGAGGAGAGGCUGAAGGUCUACGUGCUGUUAUCUGGCACUGCCGUAUGGCAAUCAUCGGAUAAGAAGUCCAUCAAUGUUUGCUCACAGCUGGACUGGAAGCGUGCGUUGGCUGUGCACCUCUGGUACAUGCUCCCGCCCACUGCGUCUAUCGCCCAGGCGCUGCAAAAAUACGAGGACGCUUUCCAGGUGUCUGAUGAGGGUCAGUGCUAUGCGUCCUAUCCCCUCCCUUCAUAUCUGGAAGAUACGGACCUCACUAUGGACUCCGAAACCUUCUCCCCGUCCAUCCAGAGAGACGUCUGCUUCCACCUUCUCAAGCUCUACAGCGACAG